CGGAAGAGCUGAAAAUCACUGCAACACACACAUCCCUGCCGAGGCUCGCCGUUUCCACUGAGACGCACACAACCUUCAGGAUUUCACACAUCAUCAGUCCUCUGAGUUGUAGCUGCGCUUUAAACAGAGGAACACUCUACACCACAGGAACAGGACAACACAGACCCUGCUUAUCCCCACCCUCUCUCUUUCUUUCCUCUUCUCCUGAUUUCUGGAUCGUGGUUGUGGCCCGCGGAGAGCCUGUUUUCCAACCGCUUUUCCAGCACAGCAAGCAGAAAUCAGUCUCUGAGAGAGGAUCGUGACUCAAUGAGGGAGCCAGAGAGGGAGGAGCAGCCCGACACCAGCAUGCCUCCCAAAUUCAAAAGGCACUUAAAUGAUGAUGAGGUCACCGGCUCUAUACGCAGCGAGAGGAGGAACCUGCUGGAGGAAGACUCUGAUGAAGAAGAAGACUUUUUCCUAAGAGGACCAACUGGACCCAGAUUUGGCCCCCAGAAUGACAAAAUUAGACAGGUGCAGUCUCAGGUUGAUGAGGUCAUUGAUGUGAUGCAGGAAAACAUCUCCAAGGUGAUUGAGCGUGGAGAGCGUCUGGAUGACCUGCAGGACAAAUCCGAGAGCCUAUCGGACAAUGCAUCUGCAUUCAGCAGUCGAGCCAAGCAGCUGCACAGGAGGAUGUGGUGGAGAGACAUGAAGAUGAAGAUGAUUGUGGCGUUGGUGGUCGUCAUACUGCUGCUCAUUAUAAUCAUCCCGAUCAUACUAAAGUAUCGCUAGUUUCUAACGGGGAGGUUGGAGGCUUGAUCUGCUCUUCCUCCCGCCUCCUCCUCCCCUUGUCAUUCCUCCACACCAGAAGAGGGCACUGCAGGCCCAGUGUAUCGACCCGCUACAGCUUCAGGGGGACCAUCGUCACACAGGGGCAGUCAAGAAUGUGUGUGUGUAUGUUUGUGCGUACAUCAUGUGCAGCCAUCCUGGAAUAUGACAACAUAUCAUGCAGUCAAGGUGAUGACUGAACAUAUCAUUUGGCAAAGAGGAGGCCGAUGCUGAAGUCUUCUUUUAUUUAUUAAUUUAUUUAUUUA
Colossoma macropomum (tambaqui) is the source of this 1070-nucleotide messenger RNA. RefSeq names its product vesicle-associated membrane protein 4 (gene vamp4). Gene Ontology annotation, cellular component: membrane. The record is from RefSeq and is a predicted model, not a curated record. Bases 307 to 768 code for a protein of 153 amino acids. Gene Ontology annotation, biological process: Golgi ribbon formation; vesicle-mediated transport. Lineage: Eukaryota; Metazoa; Chordata; Actinopteri; Characiformes; Serrasalmidae. The transcript is spliced from 9 exons.